AUUAGUCACGCGUGUAUCCGCUGCCGGCCUGGUCGCGCGGCUCGCAGUGCACUCGACACAAAAAAUACGAACGAGAAUACGAAUCACCUACAUCGAGAGGCGUUUAAACGGGGAAAAUAACUGUCUUUAAUGCAACUCGCUUAUCAGUGUGACAUUUGUUGUGUUUGCUUAUGAGACGUCGCUUCGACGUUUAUGACAGCGUUUGUUGCUGUGCCGUUACAGUUAGGUCACGAAAAUCGUCUCAAGUUCGGCUAUAUUGUGUGUUGAAGGAAAACCUUCAGUUUAAUGUGACCAGUGCCUUAAGGUGACUAAUUUAAAGUGACAGUGACUCGAAAAUGAUAUUGGUUCUGAAAACCACUAAUCAUUUCACAGUAGGUGCUAGUGUUUUACUGUGCAUAUAGAACAUUUAUGUAGUGUACAGAGUUCUUCCUACAAGAUACGUGCACAGAUAUUGACCUAAAGUCGAUAAUAAAGGAAUAAAAAUGAUUGGACGAACGAGCUUACUGUUAUGCGUGUGGACGAGCGUGCUAGCGGUUUGCAUGUGCCAACGCGCCGAGCAGUUGUUAGCCCAGAACCCAUGCUCGAGUAAAACAACUUGUAGCGAUUGCGCCCGAACGCCGUCCUGUGCGUGGUGCUUCGCCCACGAUUUCAACGGACCUCGCUGCUUCAACCCCUCGAUGGAAGGCGGCACUGCUGGCUGCGAUGAAGCGUAUAUAUUCAACCCAGACAACCAACAGUCCAUCGAUCCAAUGUACAAUCGGGAAUUAACUAGAGCAAAGGGUCGUAUGGGUAUUGGAAUGGAGUCUUCCUAUUACGAAGAGUCAAUGAGCAGUAGCAGUAGCAGUAGCAGUAGCAGCAGCGUGAAAGGUGGAGGUUACGGAGCCACCGGAGGCGAUAACCUCGUGCAAAUCAAGCCACAGAGAGUGAAGCUACAAUUGCGAAUGAAUCAGAUGCAAAAAAUGUCUUUCUCAUACGCCCAAGCGCAAGACUACCCAGUAGAUCUCUACUACCUCAUGGACCUUAGUAGAUCGAUGAAAAAUGACAAAGAGAAACUCAGUACGCUCGGCAGUUUGCUCUCAAGUACGAUGAGAAAUAUAACCUCCAAUUUUAGAAUCGGGUUCGGUUCGUUCGUCGACAAACUCGUAAUGCCAUAUGUUUCUACUGUGCCUAAAAAUUUAAUAUCACCAUGCGACAGCUGUGCAGCACCAUACGGCUACAAGAAUCAAAUGUCUCUUAGCAACGAUACUGACUUUUUCGAUAAAGCAGUAGCGCACGCAGAAGUGUCGGGUAACUUGGACGCACCUGAAGGCGGUUUUGACGCAAUCAUGCAAGCGGUUGUUUGCAAGAACGAGAUAGGUUGGCGGGAGCAUGCCAGAAAACUUCUUGUAUUCUCUACCGAUGCGGGAUUCCACUACGCUGGUGAUGGAAAGCUAGGAGGUAUCGUCCAGCCGAAUGACGGGGAUUGCCAUAUGGAGGAUAACUCAUACACUUAUUCAACUACCCAGGAUUACCCCAGUAUUUCUCAGAUUAAUCUUAAGGUGAAGGAACACGCCAUCAACGUUAUAUUCGCCGUGACCUCGGAACAGAUCAGCGUAUACGAGCAGCUUAGCAAACACAUUGAGGGCUCCAGCAGCGGGAUCCUCAGCGAAGACUCUGACAACGUAGUCGAUCUCGUGCGGGAACAGUACAAUAAAAUCACGUCAACGGUUGAAAUGAAAGACACGUCGAGCGACGCGCUGCAAAUAGCAUAUUACUCGUCCUGUCUGGGCAGCAAGGACAACGUUGUGCAAACCAACAAAUGUGACGGACUUAAGGUGAGUGACGUUGUAGAAUUCACUGCGGAGAUCACAUUGAAAGAGUGUCCCAAAGAUCCAAACAAAUGGAAGCAAAGUUUCACUAUCUACCCAGUUGGUGUGUCUGAGAGUCUCAAUGUGGAAGUUGAAAUGCUGUGCGACUGUCCUUGCGAACAUCCCGGGCAUCAUGCGUACGACGACAGAUCAGACGUGUGCAGCGGUCACGGCAUUUCAGCGUGCGGAGUGUGCUUAUGCAAGCCUGGUCGCUUCGGUAAAAGCUGCGAGUGUUCUGCGCACGGCGGCGUGUCAUUAGAGCAGGAACGCGGCUGUAGACCAACAAACGCCACUUCCGGUCCGCUGUGCUCCAACCGCGGCACUUGUAUCUGUGGAGUCUGCGAGUGCAACAAGAUGGAGGACACACUAAAGGUAAUAUCCGGCCCGUUCUGCGAGUGCGACAACUUUACGUGUGACAUGAACAAGGGCCAACUGUGCUCGGGACCAGACCAUGGGGAGUGUGUUUGCGGGAAAUGUAGCUGCCGGCCUGAGUACACCGGGCCCGCCUGCCGAUGUCUGAAGGACCAGAAGCCUUGUAUAUCACCUGAAAACGGCAAAAUCUGCGGCGGUAACGGUAAAUGUGUCUGCGGAGAGUGCGUGUGCGAUGUCGAAGACGAUCGUCACUAUUCCGGAAAGUACUGCGACAAAUGUCCGACGUGCCCGGGCAAAUGCGAGGACUUCAAGCUUUGCGUCCUUUGUGAAGUGCACAAACGCGGACCAAAGUACAACCAAGAUGCGCCCGACCGCGAGUGUGGUGACUGUGCUUUAUACCCCGAGGUUGUUGAAGGCAAAAUCGAAGCGAACGAAACGUUGAACGAGCACUUGUGCAGCUUCUACGACGAGGAAGACUGUCUGUACGUGUACGUGUACUCGUAUAACGAAAGUCAGCAUCUACACAUCAGAGCGCAAAAGGAGCACGAGUGUCCGCGAAAGGUUUUCAUCCUCGGCAUUGUCCUGGGUGUUAUAGCUGCGAUAGUGCUGGUUGGCUUGGCGCUGCUUAUGCUGUGGAAGAUGGUCACAACGAUACACGACCGACGGGAAUUCGCGCGAUUUGAGAAAGAACGCAUGAUGGCCAAAUGGGACACGGGCGAGAAUCCUAUUUACAAACAAGCAACAUCUACCUUCAAAAAUCCAACGUAUGCCGGAAAAUAAGAAUCUGUGUGACUGCUAAUAAGCGGUUUAAAGUUUUAAGAAGAUGCUACUAAAGUAA
This is a messenger RNA of Pararge aegeria (speckled wood butterfly), 3057 nucleotides long. It is a transcript of the gene mys, whose product is annotated as integrin beta-PS. The record is from RefSeq and is a predicted model, not a curated record. Gene Ontology annotation, cellular component: cell surface; focal adhesion; integrin complex. The coding region runs from base 483 to 2999 and encodes 838 amino acids. Gene Ontology annotation, biological process: cell migration; integrin-mediated signaling pathway; cell-matrix adhesion. The transcript has 17 exons. NCBI's taxonomy places the organism in Eukaryota, Metazoa, Arthropoda, Insecta, Lepidoptera, Nymphalidae. Gene Ontology annotation, molecular function: integrin binding.